UUCAUUCUCUCUCCAGGCCUCUCUCUCCUCACAACCUCAGAACGCCUCUCUCUCCUCCCCCUCCCUCUCAAAUCCCUCUCUCUCAAACCCAGCCCUCCUAUAAAUCUCCCUUCCCAUAUAAAAGACAACCCUUUUCAAAAUCUUACCCGCUCUAUUUUCGAUUUUUCUCAGUCGUAUCACCUACAAAUCCACGAGACAUCUCCUUCUGAAUCUCUUGAGCUACCAAAGAAACCCUAGAUUUUGAUUUUGACUUAAUUAUUCCCCAUCAUAGAAGGAGCGCUGUUCUCAAAUAACCCAAUGGCAGAUCAACUGUUGGAAGGGAGCCAACCAGUGGAUCGUUCCAAGCACCCUUCUGGAAUCGUUCCAACUCUCCAGAACAUUGUGUCAACAGUCAACUUAGACUGCAAGUUGGAUCUUAAGGCCAUUGCACUUCAAGCUCGAAACGCAGAAUACAAUCCCAAGCGUUUUGCUGCUGUAAUUAUGAGGAUAAGAGAACCAAAAACAACAGCAUUAAUUUUUGCUUCUGGAAAAAUGGUUUGUACUGGAGCAAAAAGUGAACAGCAGUCAAAAUUGGCAGCACGGAAGUAUGCUCGAAUCAUACAAAAGCUUGGUUUUCCAGCUAAAUUCAAGGAUUUCAAGAUUCAGAACAUAGUUGGCUCAUGUGAUGUAAAAUUUCCAAUUAGACUUGAAGGCCUUGCAUACUCCCAUGGUGCUUUCUCAAGUUAUGAACCAGAGCUGUUCCCCGGACUGAUAUAUCGGAUGAAACAACCGAAAAUUGUGCUGCUUAUAUUUGUUUCUGGGAAAAUUGUUCUUACAGGAGCGAAGGUGAGAGAAGAGACUUAUACUGCCUUCGAGAAUAUAUACCCAGUUCUCACCGAGUUCAGAAAAGUUCAGCAAUGAUUUUUUGGGGAUGGGGAACUGACAGUAUCUGCAAGAAGUCUUGAGAGUAGUGUUCAUGAAUUCGACGUUCCGAUUGCUGAACCCGGGCUACUGUAAAUAGAUGAAGGGAAGUUGGCGAUCAGUUCGUAACUCAUGGCGUUCAAGAAAAACAUUGACAUGAUUAAAAUCAGGACCAUGGCAAUUUAUUUGUCGUUUUGUUUUGGAUCUCCUGUAGCAUCAACUCCGUAGGCUUUUGAAAGCCGCUGCAAACUUGUUUCUCCACAGUCCACAGUACUUGAUUUGAACUUCUCUUAGAGCAUUUUCAAGGUUAUAUCAGUUGUUUCAUUUGCAGAUGCAAUAAUUGGCCAUCCAAGGUGAUCGGUGUAUAAAACGACAGGAAAAAUCCCGUUGUGUUUGUAGUUUUCAAUGUGUUUGUAGUGAUAAGACCUCGAUGUGUUGACAUAAUCUGCAGCUAUUACGUUUUGGGUAUUCUAAAAACGAGUAUAGUAAGGGCUUUGGUUAUUACACUGAAACACUUUUAACAUUCAUGAACUUGUAAAGAAUUUGCUAUCGCUUCAGAUAUUUUAGCUGCUCUUUGCAUACUUCUACCAAAA
Rhododendron vialii is the source of this 1493-nucleotide messenger RNA. RefSeq names its product TATA-box-binding protein 2. The transcript has 10 exons. Lineage: Eukaryota; Viridiplantae; Streptophyta; Magnoliopsida; Ericales; Ericaceae. Gene Ontology annotation, molecular function: DNA binding; RNA polymerase II general transcription initiation factor activity. The coding region runs from base 298 to 900 and encodes 200 amino acids. Gene Ontology annotation, biological process: DNA-templated transcription initiation. The record is from RefSeq and is a predicted model, not a curated record.